AUGGAUUUCCCUUCCAACAAUGCAGAGGCUAGUGAGGAAGGCAAUGGGUUGAACGAUCUUGAGUCAUGGAUUUCUUUUCCAUCCUCCCAACCAUCAAUUGGUGAAUAUAAUCCUCUUAGCUGCUUUUCCCUCCCUUCCGCCUACGCAUCGAGCUACACAACAAGUCAUGGUGUUGUGCAAGAUUCCGGGAUGUUCAGUACCGAAUCUAGUAGUCAAUUGACCGAGCGUCCAGAACGACACGAGGAUGAAUUUGAUUAUAUGAUCCCAGAACCUGUACCGUUCAAUGAGCUCCCCCAGCACAUAAACAUCAGUCGGAAUGAAGAAGAGCGGACUUAUGCUCCACAACCUGUCCCGGGGCCUUCCUCACGUUUGAAUCGCACCAUGAUGGGGAUAUUGGAGGAAGUGCCCUCCUUUCCACAGCCUCCACCUGAAGAUGCCAUAGCGCGGACUGCCACAACCUACAGGAUGUUGAUGUCCGAACAGAUAGACCCUUUGCAUCAUGUCUCUCAAUGCAUCCAGGAGCUUGAGACCAUGGCCAGCUGCUUAAGAUCAAAAUUCUUAGCAUCUUCAAAUCCAGUGGCCGGCUCUAGAAACCAGACCAAAGAGCAGUUUCGGUCAUGUGGAAAUGCACCGAACCACGCUGCCGCAAAAGCACCUUCCGGCGAGAUCGGAUACUUCCUGGUUCUGGAAAUGCAUCGACCGACGGAGAUCGGUCACAUCACGGCAGCAACGGCGGGGGGAACGGCGGAGGCAAUGGCGGAGGCAGUGGCGGAAAUGGCCAUGGUUCUUUCCCUAGUGGAUCAAAAGAUCCGAACAGUCAAACUCCGUAUUAUUCCCAAAAUCCACCAGGAGAUCAGGCAGGACACUCCCGUUAUUCUGAUCCGGGUAUCGGAAGCUCCAGGAACAGGAGCAAUGCAGGACCAGGGUCCAUAUCGCACUCUGCCUCGGACGAUCGGCUCAAUCUUGGCUCCAGUCACAACUUCCCAGAUGGAGCUAAGGGGCAGUCUAAGAAACCUGAGCCUCGACAGAACCACAGAGUUUCCAAAGCUGAUAAGUCAGUCCAAAAGCGCAAGCGCCUGGGGAAACAAGCGCAACCACCAGAACAAGGGCCGUCCACUUUCGGGAUAUGCAGAGGGUGUGGCCAUGAUUUGA
Penicillium paradoxum is the source of this 1152-nucleotide messenger RNA. RefSeq lists its product as uncharacterized. The coding region runs from base 1 to 1152 and encodes 383 amino acids. The transcript is spliced from 4 exons. The record is from RefSeq and is a predicted model, not a curated record. NCBI's taxonomy places the organism in Eukaryota, Fungi, Ascomycota, Eurotiomycetes, Eurotiales, Aspergillaceae.